Molecule: messenger RNA, 1743 nt
Organism: Recurvomyces mirabilis
Lineage: Eukaryota; Fungi; Ascomycota; Dothideomycetes; Mycosphaerellales; Teratosphaeriaceae
Exons: 2
Coding region: 1-1743 (580 amino acids)
Molecular function (GO): oxidoreductase activity; copper ion binding
Source: RefSeq, a predicted model, not a curated record
AUGUCAAGAAAACGAAGUGGCAACGCAUCGGAAAUUCUACUGCCUGAGGCCACACCAAACAGCACUACACCCAGACCACGAACCAAACGCAACAUCCUCAUCUUUGCCAUCAUAUCCUUUCUGACCAUUGGCUCGAUCCUUCUGGCUCACACUCAGGGCCAUGAGCCGUACACAGCUGAGGAUGGCGCUCGCGGCGGGAGAUAUCUGCUUCAUCCUGAGGCUCACGUUGACCGGCAGGCGACUACCAUAACGCUUGGCUGGACUGUCACUUCUGGUCUACGUCGACCGGAUGGUGUGCUGAAGCAUGUCUACCUCAUCAAUGGCGUGUUUCCAGGACCGACCAUCGAAGCACGAUCUGGCGACCGAGUGGUUGUCAAGGUGAAGAAUGAGCUCGUGGAUGAAGAACUGUCUCUCCACUGGCAUGGUCUCUCUAUGCGUGGAUGGAAUGAUCAAGAUGGAGCUGUUGGUAUCACUUCUAGCCCAAUCACUGCAGGAGACAGCUUCACGUACGACUUCAGAAUCGAAGAUACGCAGCAUGGCACAUUCUGGUAUCAUGCACACUCGGCGGUCCAACGAGCAGAUGGCCUGUUCGGUGGCUUGGUCGUUCACAAGCCUCGAUCUCGGGGUAGCUCACGAUCGUUGCCUGCAGAGCACCUUGUCAUUGUUCAGGAUUGGUAUCAUAGAACCGCUGGCGAAGCACUCGAGUUCUACACCCACCUAGGAGGGUUCGGUAACGAGCCUGUCCCGGACAGUAUCCUUGUCAAUGGUCGGGGCGCUUACAACUGUUCGGAUGCCGUUCCCGCGCGGCCACUGGACUGUGAACCAAUCGACGAUCGAGAUGCUACCAUUGAGCUCGACAGAAAUCGCGAGAACGUGUUACGAGUUAUCAAUGCUGGUGCAUAUGCAGGUAUCGGGCUGUCGAUCGAGAACGUGGUGCUCAAGCCUUUGGCUGUUGACGGCGGUCAUGCUGUUGUUGGCACUGCGGCGAGCCGUGUCAAGUUCUUACACCCUGGCGAGCGCGUCAACGUCCUUGUCGAGCCAACAAUCAUUGGUGACAGCCAUUUGGAAGUGACCCUCGACUCGUCUACCUUCAAUUAUCCGAACCCUGCAUUGACGCCAGUCCACCAUUUCCCAGUCCUUGCAUACGGUAAACCUAAGCAACGAAGAGCCGGCAUACAGAAAGAGGAGAUGAAUCUACAGGCGCUCACCUCAUCGCCUGCAAGCUCCAACAUCCUUCCCAGCCAAGCAGACAUGACGUUCGUGCUGUACUCCAUCACGCAAAAGCUGGCUCGGCUGGACAACGUGCCCCAUGGCUUCAUCAAUAAUACCUCUUGGCGGCCACAAUUAUCACCACUGAUUACUAUGGAUCGUGCUCUGUGGGACAAGCACCAAUUUGUGCCACAUAUACCAUAUAACGAGUCCUCACCGAAGUGGGUUGACUUAGUACUAAACAAUUUGGACGAAGAGUCUCACCCUUUCCAUCUACAUGGAAACGACUUUUAUGUCUUGUCGAAAUACAGCUCGUCGUGGAACUGGGGUUCAUACAACCCUUAUGAACAAGACCAACCUCCUGGUGGCUCAUACGACUUCGAAAGUCCCUUGAAAAAAGACACAGUGCUAGUACCGAGAAGGGGAUACGCAGUGCUGCGAUUCCGAGCAGAUAACCCUGGGAUAUGGAUGUUACACUGUCACGUCAUGUGGCACCUAGCCACUGGUAUGGCUAUGGCUUUCGAAGUAUCCUGA